Molecule: messenger RNA, 1671 nt
Organism: Hypoxylon trugodes
Lineage: Eukaryota; Fungi; Ascomycota; Sordariomycetes; Xylariales; Hypoxylaceae
Product: hexose transporter
Exons: 5
Coding region: 1-1671 (556 amino acids)
Biological process (GO): carbohydrate transport; transmembrane transport
Cellular component (GO): membrane
Molecular function (GO): carbohydrate:proton symporter activity
Source: RefSeq, a predicted model, not a curated record
AUGGUUCGAUUUGCGGUCCAGAAACCCGCCGAAGAUGCCGGCAAGGCAUGGCCAGCUAUCGCCAUCGGUCUCUUCGUGGCCUUUGGUGGAGUUCUAUACGGUUAUGAUACCGGUACCAUCAGCGGUAUACUAGCUAUGGACUAUUGGCAAAAUCUCUUCUCGACAGGUUAUGUCAAUACGAAGGGCCACAAAGACGUAUCGCCGUCCCAAUCUUCCGCCAUUGUAUCCAUUUUAUCCGCUGGCACGUUCUUCGGGUCCCUAGGGUCACCAUUCCUCGCUGAUACAAUAGGUCGACGGUUCGCCCUUAUUGCUUCUUCUUGGGUGUUUAUUCUGGGUGUGAUAUUACAGACUGCUGCUACAGCGUUACCGUUGUUCUUGGCUGGGCGGUUCUUUGCAGGUUUUGGUGUCGGUUUGAUCUCAGCGCUGAUCCCAUUAUACCAAAGCGAAACCGCACCGAAAUGGAUUCGAGGAGCCAUCGUCGGAGCUUAUCAAUUCGCGAUUACAAUUGGUCUACUCUUGGCUGCCGUUGUAGACUACGCAACACAAUACCGACAAGAUACCGGCUCAUACCGUAUCCCAGUCGCUGUCCAAUUUGCGUGGGCCAUCAUUUUGAUCAGCGGUAUGCUCUUGCUGCCAGAGACGCCACGAUUCUUGAUCAAGAGAGGCCAGCAUGACAAAGCCGCAAACUCCCUCAGUAAGCUUCGAAGGAUCGAACCCAAGCACGCGGCGAUCGAAAGCGAGCUUCGCGAAAUCCAAGCAAACCACGAUUACGAGAUGAGCAUCGGAACGUCCACGUAUCUCGACUGUUUCCGUGGACCCAUGUUGAAGCGUCAGCUCACCGGAAUGGGAUUGCAGGCGCUGCAGCAACUAACAGGCAUUAACUUCAUCUUCUACUACGGAACCCAAUAUUUCAAGAACUCGGGUAUCCAAGAUCCAUUCACAAUCCAAAUGAUCACAUCCUGCAUCAACGUCGUCUCGACCAUCCCCGGUCUCUGGGCAGUUGACAAACUCGGCCGUCGUCCCCUUCUCCUCUGGGGUGCCGUCGGAAUGUGCAUCAGCCAAUUCCUAGUGGCCAUGCUCGGCACUCUAACAACAGGACAAGACUCAUUGGGAAAUAUCAUCGUGUACAACGUCGCUGCGCAAAAAGCCGGUAUCGCAUUUGUCUGUAUCUACAUUUUCUUCUUCGCCAGUACCUGGGGACCUCUUGCGUGGGUUGUAACCGGCGAGAUCUACCCGCUUAAGACGCGAGCCAAGAGUUUGAGUAUGACUACCGCUACUAACUGGCUCCUAAACUGGGCGAUAGCAUACGCGACCCCCUACCUAGUCAACUACGGAGAAGGCUACGCAAACCUGCAAUCUAAGAUUUUCUUCGUCUGGUUCGGCGCCUGCUUUAUCUGCAUCUCGUUCGUGUAUUUCUUCAUCUACGAGACCAAGGGCUGGUCACUAGAAGAGGUCGACGAGUUAUACAGCGAGGUCACCAGCGCACGCAAGAGUGCUAGUUGGACACCUAGCACCACCUUCGCGCAACGACAGGCGGUGACAUCAACUGCUGAUGGUGGCGUUACUACCGCUGCGGAUGUUUCCGAGAGUGCUCCUGCCGAGAAGCCGGAUUUGACGAGCGAGCAACAUAGCGAUGGGUUGUCGCAUCACGAUGAGAAUCCUACGGUGUAA